GCACGUGUCGCCGUUGCCUGCCUGUGCCGCUCGCUCGGCGGACGCGUGGGACUCGCCAUGCCAAAAGUAGCAAAGGGCAGAGGAGGAGGGCAAGAGAAAAAAGUCAUCCAUCCUUACAGCAGAAAGGCUGCUCAGCUUAUGAGAGAAGCACACAAACAGGAAAAAAAGGAAAAGUUGAAGAAUGAAAAAGCCUUGCGUCUGAGUAUUGUAGGAGAAAAAUUGCAAUGGUUUCAAAGUCACCUUGAUCCCAGCAAAGCAGACUACACAAAGAAAGAAGCCUGUGAACUAAUUGAAAAAUAUUUACAUCGAUUCAGUGAUGAACUGGAACAGAUUGAGUUACAUAACAGCAUUAAAGGCAGACAGGGAAGGCAGCACAGUUCCCGGGAGAUAAUCAUCAAACAGACCAUAGAGCAUGAAAGACAACUCUAUGAAGGAUAUGGGAUAGACAUUCCUGACAUUGUGAAUGGCAAACAUCUUAAUAUUUUCAGAGAAUGGGAUGGCGAUCUGAAGAAACUGCCAAACAUUAAAAUGAGAAAAGUCUCUACUAAAGAUGCUGUUUGCAGUAGGACAGAGGUGGCAAAUGGGGAAGCUGAAGAGGAAUUAGAUGCAGCAAAAGACACAGACUAAUGAGCACCAGCCAAUACAAAAGGUGAAACAGCUGAAAGGGACUGCCAGGAACCUAUUUGAACUAUCACUGGAAGCAAGAAUAAAGCUGGUAUUUUCAAUUAUAUUUGAGAAGACUUGGCUGGUUGAAUAUUUGAUUAGUUGGUUGUGCUUCACCCUGGCCUUAAGUUAUGUAGUGAAAUUUCAGCAAGCAGCAUGUUAGAUUCAGUGUGGUGCUUACUUAGAGAAAAACGAAUGAAGGCUUUAAAAUCUAAAACUUUCAAAAAAUCUCCAUUUUCCCCCUACCUCUUCCACCCUAGCUUGUCUUGAGAGUGCAAGCCCCUGGGUAUGGGUUGGUGGGGAAUAGUUAUCACUAGCCUAAUGGCUGUGGGACAGUGCACUCUCUGUGACUCACCUGUUUUGGCAAAUGUCAUGGGGAGGGGGGGCUGGAUUUUCUUGGUAGUGUCCACUCAUUGGAUGAUGAUAAUAGGAACAUAAAUGUCAUUUAAUUUUGAUAAGUAGGUAAGAUACUGUUAUACAGCAGACUACCUUUACCCAUAACUUGGUCCAUUACCUGUGGCCUCUAAGUUAAGAUAAAAUGGUACUAAAUAUGUGGCUUAAAUCUAUCCCCAUAGCCACCAUCUCCAGAUUUUCUUUACUGAGCCAGCAACCAGGCCCUCAGCAAAUUGUGCAUUUGCAGAUGGUGGCUGAUGCUCAGGUAAUGGCUUAGAGAAGCAGGCUUUCAUACAGCCUCAUGUUAACACACUUGAAAAGAGCAUCAAAAAUUGGAGGAAGGCUUUUGGAGCCUCCUGUAAAGCAUCCCUCCACCUCCCUUUGUGCCUAAUUUGGACCCAUCUUUCAGGAAAGUCCUUGUCAGACUUGAGAACAAGCAAAAGAGAGAACAGUAGGAAGAAUCUCCUUCUCUACCCACUUCCUUUAAGCGCACAGGCCCUGGCCUGUAACUAAGAAAAGUAUGUCAACCUAGAAGCAUAGUGUCCCAUUUAGUGAUAAGGGAUAUCCAUAACUUGAUCAUCAGAAGGGUUCCUAGAUCUACAACUGCAUGAACUCAAGAAAAGCCUUUAACUCUAGGGCUGUAGAGGCAGAAUGUAUUUCUGCCACUAAAAGCUAUGUGCCUAAAUUGACCAUUUUCUGAUGCUAGGGGUAGCCAGUUAACCAUUUUAUGUAAGAGAUUUUAUUGCCUUCAUUACAAAGACUGAGUUGAUCACUAAGCUGAGACACUGUUGGUUAUUUGGUGUGGCUUAGUAAAUAAAAUACUGGACUGAGGUUCAGGACACCUGGGUUCUCUUCCCAGCUUUACCACUGGCCUACUGGGUGACCCUGGUAAGUUACUUCCCUGUGUCUCAGUUUGCCUAUCUGUAAAAUGAGGAUGAUGAGGCUUAUUUCCCUUGUAAAGCACUUUGAGAUUGACAGAUGAAAAGUGAUGUGUAAGAGGUAAGUGAUAGUAUUUGUAGCAUUGCUAGCACCUUUACAUUUACAGAGGGAGUAGGGCUGGCUUUGAGGCAGAGCGUGGAAGACCCUAAAAUCCUUUCCCCAAUGAAGCCUUGAGCUAUCAGGGAGGGAUAAGGGGAAGUAAAGCGCACCUGGGAAGGAACAGUCUGUGGGGAGGGGAUGUCCCCUCAAGGGCUGCCUUUCACAUCUUUGCUCAGUUAACCCAUCAUUCCCUAAGGCUGAGCAUCUGAGCAUUCUCAUUCGUCCGUGCUAAAGAUUUUAUUGCCUGCUCUACACACCCUGCAUUGAUUUAACUAGAGAUGUGAUAACUGAUUUAGUUAAACUGGUGCAAUGUAUGUAUAAUUGCUCUUAACUCUAUUUAAAUCUGUCUCAUCUGCUUAGCUUGCCUAAAACCUGAACUGAUCUCACUGAUCUGAAUCCCCAAUAGACCUGUGUCCACAGAGCAGGUUUGGGGUUUUUUUGGUUUAAAAACCAAUUUUAGUUGAAUUGGUGUAACUUCCAUAUGUAAACAAGCUCAAUGUUUUACUGUGGCGAUAGAAUCACUGCCAGAAGUCCUUUUUCUUCCGCAUUUUCUUUUAAUGGGAUGAAUAAAAGGGGCAGUAAGCCUUAUUCUUCCUGGAAUGACUUGAAAGGCUAGUUUGUCAUUGUAAAAGAUGUGGGGUCCUUAAUAGCACUGUGUUAAACUGACAUUUGUGUAAACAUUUUUUUUAAAAUGUAUGCUAUUUGGAGUCAUGGAGAAUAUUAGAUUAGCUGUCUAAGUCUUUCCAUGAACAAUUCCAUUAAAACAAAAGGCAGUAUAUAAAGCAAAUGUAUAAUCUGUAAAGUUAACUUGACAAAAAUUGAGCAGUCUUGAAAUAAUUUGUAAUACUCGCUGCUCACGUUAUGCAUUUUAAAAUAAAAGCGAAACGAGAUAUAGAAAUCAAUUUUUUAAUUGUAAUCUCAUGAACCCUGUGUUCCUUUUUGCUAUCAUGUCGACUUCAGCUUUUUAGACUAUUAUGUAGGUUACACAGGGAAAUGGAAACUUCUCCAGCUAAUGAAGAGAAAAAUAUUUUUUAUAUUGAUUGUAGGCAGAAAAAUUACUAUAAAAUGGCAAGAUCUUACAUAGGGAACAGAUAGGAUGACUAUCUGACUAAUGCUGGCAAAGGCAAAUUGUUAUCAAGUGUCAGUACAGAAAAAUGAGCUGGAUUUUAUUCUGUCUUGCACAUCAUCAAUUUGUCGAGUAAGUUUUGACUGCAGAAUCUUUAUAUGGUAAUGAUGGAAGAGAAACUCACGUUGACUUUAAAUUUCUAGGUUGAGAAUGUUAUUGAGAGAGAAAAUGAAUAUAGAAUCCCAUGAUGUCAUUUUUAUAGUAAUCUUUCUGACAAUUACUGUGCUUUACAGCCAGCUGGUUUGUUUACUGGAUUGAAGAGCCUAUUCCUUCUCCGAAUGCUAUAAGGAUGCUUUGAUGUUCUGUUGCACUUACAUUCUCUUUUAAAUGAAAAUAUAUACAGUGACUGCCAUUAACAUGAAAAUUUUGACUUCUGUCUAAUUACUCCAGUGUGUUUCUAUGUUUAGACAUAGAUUGCUUUAAUAUAGGAAAUACCGUGGAAAUGUUACUUGCAGAAAGUGGUUAUAAACUUUGUAAUGUUAACCACUGUAGAUGGGAGGCGCUCUGUGUUCAUAACUAAACUUUAUCAUACUCUUUUUUAAUUAGAAAAUUCAAAAGAAGUUCUCUUUUUCAGAAUGCUGUGGGUUGAUUUUCCCCUCGCCCAAAUAUCUGAGAUUUUUUUUUAUUUAGUUUUAGAUAAUUGAUUUUAAUGGUGUUUAACUGCAAAGUUUUAAGUGUUACAAUGAGUCUUUGUUUUAGCUAGAGGGACUCAAAACAAGUUGUGUACAAAACUUCAAACUAGUGUAAGGGCUGGUCUUUAAAUUAAUAUAGCUCAAAUAAGAUAGGAUGUGAAUUUAAAGCAAAUGAAUGAUGCCUCAUUAAUUCUACGUGUGGACAUUUAUUCCCGAAUGAGUGCUUUAUUCAGAAUUAAUUUAAUCAAAGAGGAUUAAGCUAAUUCUGGAAUAAGAGCAUCCACCCAUGGGGCUAAUCAGGGGAAAAGAAACUGCUGCUAUGGCAUCAGUUAGUAGAUGACUAAAUUGGUAUAUUUAAGAAGCUUUCAAAGAUAGGGGCCUUUCUUCCUCCCACCCCCCAUUCCUACUCAUUCAUUCAGAGGCAUGGAAGCCUCCUGAAGGAUCAUCUCUAAUAUACAAAAAGGAGAUGGAGGAUGGGCCACCUGGUCAUGUUUUUUCACAUCUUCACCAAGUUUUACAAAUUAAAUGUGAAGGCCUCCUCUGCCACUGGAGGAAGAGACCUGUAUGCUAGUAUUCACCCUGUAACUGAUGUAUUUAAAAAAAGACAGUAUCUCAUCAUUUGUUUCCCAUGCUGGUGACACACUGCUUUUGAAUAUCCCAUUGUAAUGGAUCUGCAGGCUUUCACUGUGAAGAAUAGGAAAAUUUGCCUUAGCUGGGAAUACUUUUCUUCUAGCAUGGAAGUCAGCAGAUCCAACCCACCCACCACAAGGUUAUAGUUCUGAGGGAAACUUCAACUGUUGCCCUCUCCUCCAUUUUUUUUUGUCGGGCACAUAUGUACAUAUAUAUCCGCCGCUAAUUGGGGUGGAAUUUGAAGUUACUCUCCACUAGGAAGAGUUUAUAUAAAUUUGUUGUUCUGCCUAAUAACCUCUGAAUUAAGGUUUAAAGGAAUUACUUCUAGAGCUGCUUUGUAGAGCUUGCUAACUGGGUCUUCAAGAAUGUGGCCUCUCCCAGCCUGCUUUGACUGACCUGGUAUCUGCCUCCAAUGAGCUGCAACUAUGAGUAAGACCCAUUAUAAUGGAGCUGCAGACUCUCACUAUAAAGGAGAUGUUCAGGUAGGUUUUUUAAAAAAAGGUUCCUAAUUUGGAGCCUCAUAAUACCAUUUUAGUAAGCUAUUCCACAGAGUAGAACUGUACUGUAAGCACCUACACUUAAACUGUUACCUUAAAAAUCUAUGUAUAGUGGUAUGAAAAUACCCUGUGCAAAGUGUCAUGAGGCAUAUAAUAAAACUCUUCUUACAACUUUACAAAACUACUCAGUAGCAAAUCCAUAGUUAAUCAGAGUAACUCUUAAUUACCUGUAAUUCAAAUACUCUGACCAAUUUUCUACAUAAAUGGAACAGCUGUGUCAUUCUGUAACUAGUUCAUUGUUAGAAAUGAACAAAUAGAAUUACUAAACCAACAUUUACAUAGAGAGCCUGGACUAAAAUACUGGUCUCUCAUUCACUGCUCUAAAAACAUAGGCUUGUUCCAGUUGAGGUAAAAGAAGCUCUCGGUUAUGCUGUCAGCCCUUAUUUAUAUUCUUGAAGCUACAUCCAAUCAAGAGGGCAACAUGCUCAUUGAGAAUGACCUGGAUCACCAUGCUAUUCCCUAUCCUACUACACAUGUAAUGUGAUCUUGUCCAAAAUUCUUAUUUCUUUUGCAGCUUUAGAAAGAUAAGCAGCAAAUGUCAAGGUGAGAUUGCUAACAGUUCUCAAUAAAACCUUGCCCGAGCUUCCCCUCAGACUGGUUUAUUCCCAGGGUUGCUCACUGCAGGGUUUCCUGUACCCAGCUGUUUUGCCUCUGAGAGCCAUUGAGCUUUUAUUGGUUGCUGACCUGGUUCAAGUGAAACCCACCUAAUUUUGUUACUAAAGAGAGACUUAUAGACAGCAUGUCUGGCUUUAGGAACCUCUCACUUUGCUACAACAAUUCCUGUGUAAAUUUGUUUAAGAACAACCUAAUUACUUCAAAUUAUAGACUAUGUACUAGCUCUUAAGGAAUUUUAACUAUAUGGCAAGUUCGAAGGAGUAAUAAGUUAGUUUUUGCUUUCUCCAAGAGCUUCAAACAGCACGCAAAGCAUCAAUUGGAAUAAACAAAAAAGUGCUGCUUUAAUUCCCAUUUCCUCAGUGUAACUAUAGAAGAGGCUGCUCCAGAGGUACUGUACACAGCUUACCAAAAGGUAUGUGAAUUCUCAGGCAAAGUGAUCAACCGCACAAUCCUAAGAUCAAGUUGAAAGUGUAUCAGGAAGUACCUAGUGCUGUGGAAGGUAGGGUGGAGUUCUGGUCGUCUCUAAGGUUGCAGCCAAGUUCCAACAUAAGCCUUAGUUUAGCUGCCCAAACUUUAGCAAAGGACAAUUUUUUUUCUUGAAAAGGUAGGAAAAAAAAUUGGCCAAUGUGUUCAAGCUAAAAGGUUACCCUUGACAGAUACUAGUCAAACAUUACUUCAGGUUACCCAUAAUUCCCUACUUUUAAAAUAAAUUUAGCUCUGUAUUUGUAUACAAUAGAUAAAAAUGACUGAACUGCUUCUAUUAAACAUGUUCAUUUCUAUUUUAAUAAAAUGCAUUUUUUUUCUGUUUUUACUGGCAAAGUUGAGCAUGUAGAUCUGUUUAAACUAUGAAAUUUUCUUUACACUUUGGCAAAGCUGGCUUAGAUGUUCUCUCAAGGAGCAUUGUAAUCCAUUGGUCUUGGAGGCAAUGGAUACCAUUUAAUGUGAACACCCCUGCUCCAACACUUUAGAUGU
This is a messenger RNA of Terrapene triunguis (Three-toed box turtle), 6626 nucleotides long. RefSeq names its product translation machinery associated 16 homolog (gene TMA16). Bases 58 to 627 code for a protein of 189 amino acids. Lineage: Eukaryota; Metazoa; Chordata; Testudines; Emydidae. The record is from RefSeq and is a predicted model, not a curated record. The transcript has 7 exons. Gene Ontology annotation, cellular component: nucleus.